UCAUCCCCGGGCUCCUCUUCAAAUGCACCGAGUCCCAUGAGCCGGCACCUCCCGGACUCACCUUUCCUGCUCCACCGGCCGCUGUCGCCUCCUCCCCGCGUGGCCAGAAAGCAGGUCCUGCCGCCACACUGCCGGCAGAGACGCAGCGAGAGGGAUUUCUGGCAGCAGCGCCGGUGUUUGCCGUCGGCAUCCGUCUGAGCCAAGCCGUGCCGCAGCAGAGCUGCCAUGAGGCCUGGGUGUGCCGAGGUCCUGCGCUGGCUCCUGCUGGUGCAGGCGGUGGCUCAGGCAGCGGGUGGCCGUCCCUGCAACGCCAAGGACUUCGGUCACGGCUCACAGGUGUGCGCCUGCAGUGCCACGUACUGCGACACGCUGGACCCCGUGGUGCUGCCGGCCCCGGGCACCUACGUCAAGUACGAGAGCAGCAAGGCCGGCAAGCGGCUGGAGCGCAGCCAGGGGAGCUUCCGGCAAAACGCCAAGACCCCAGAUUUCCACCUCACUCUGAACACGGCGCAGCGAUACCAGAAGGUGAAGGGCUUUGGCGGCUCCGUCACCGACUCAGCUGCCAUCAACAUCCAGUCCCUGUCCAAGGAUGCCCAGAACCACCUGCUCCGCUCCUAUUUCUCCGAGGAAGGCAUCGAGUACAACCUCGUGCGCGUCCCCAUGGCCAGCACCGACUUCUCCGUCCGCCUUUACACCUACGCUGACGCCGUGGGCGACUUCGAGCUGAAGCAUUUUAAUCUGACAGAGGAGGACACGCAGAUGAAGAUCCCCAUCCUCCAGGCAGCCCAGGCAAUGGCCAAGCGGCCACUGUCACUCUACGCCAGCCCCUGGACAUCCCCGGUGUGGAUGAAGACGAACGGCGCCAUGACAGGGAGGGGGACGCUGAAGGGCAGCCCUGGGGACAAGUACCACCAGGCUUGGGCCAAGUAUUUCAUUCGGUUCCUGGAUGAAUACGCCAAACACAACCUGACCUUCUGGGCGGUGACGGCGGGGAAUGAGCCCACGGCCGGCGAGAUUGUCUUCUACCCCUUCCAGUGCCUGGGCUUCUCCCCCGAGCACCAGCGGGACUUCAUCGCGCGCGACCUGGGCCCCGCGCUGGCCAACAGCUCCCACCGCCACGUCCGGCUCAUCAUCCUGGACGACCAGCGGGUGAUGCUGCCUUACUGGGCACAAGUGGUGCUCAAAGACCCCGUGGCCGCUGGCUACAUCAGUGGCAUCGGCAUCCACUGGUACCUGGACUUCCUGGCACCCAUUGACCUCACGCUCUCCAUCACCCAUCACCUCUUCCCAGAUUAUUUCCUCCUCUCCACCGAAGCCUCCACCGGCUCCUAUUUCUGGGAGCCCAGGGUGGUGCUGGGUGACUGGGACCGCGGGAGCAAGUACAGCCACAGCAUCCUGACGAACCUCAACAACUACGUGACCGGCUGGACCGACUGGAACCUGGCCCUGGACCUGGAGGGGGGACCCAACUGGAGCAAGAACUACGUGGACAGCCCCGUCAUUGUGGACAGCAGCAAGGAUGUUUUCUACAAGCAGCCCAUGUUCUACCACCUGGGGCACUUCAGCAAGUUCAUCCCCGAGGGCUCGCAGCGCGUGGGGCUCAGCGUCUCCAAGAAGUGCCGCUGGUGCAACCUGGAGCACUCGGCUUUCCUGCGCCCCGACGGUGCCGUCGUCCUGGUGGUCCUGAACCGCUCCCCCGCUGACGUGUCCUUCGGGAUCUCUGACCCCCGCGUGGGCUCCAUCGAGGCCACGGCUCCCAGCGACUCCAUCCAGACGUUCCUGUGGAAGCAGCCGGCGUAGCGCGGCGAUGGAGGAAGGUGCUGGCACUGGGAGGGUGAUGCUGGUGGAGGGCUUGGGGACUUGGGGACAGGUCUCUGCGUGGGGGGCUGAGGCUGCAGCGCAGCCCCACAACGCCCCCAGGGACCCGUUUGAUCUGAGGACCGCGACGUCCGCUCUUUUCUAGAUGUUGUCAUAAAAUAAACAGGUUUUCUACAACCUC
Molecule: messenger RNA, 1999 nt
Organism: Columba livia (rock pigeon)
Lineage: Eukaryota; Metazoa; Chordata; Aves; Columbiformes; Columbidae
Product: lysosomal acid glucosylceramidase-like
Exons: 11
Coding region: 226-1800 (524 amino acids)
Biological process (GO): glucosylceramide catabolic process
Molecular function (GO): glucosylceramidase activity
Source: RefSeq, a predicted model, not a curated record